Molecule: messenger RNA, 1479 nt
Organism: Candidula unifasciata
Lineage: Eukaryota; Metazoa; Mollusca; Gastropoda; Stylommatophora; Geomitridae
Source: the annotation of a GenBank genome assembly
AUGGAUACGGAUUCUGUGUUUCUGCCAAGAAAUGGACCUCUUGAGGUAGUCUUCUCAUUCGACACCACUGGUUCUAUGUGUAGAUGGCUGGACGAACUACGUGGUCGGAUUCAAGAUCUCAUACAACGGCUUCAGGCAGACAUUCCUGGCAUUAAAAUGGCCGUUUUCGCCCAUGGGGAUUAUUGUGAUGCACACAUUUAUGUUACAAAAUGGACAGACUUGAGCAAUAACAUUGUUGAGUUGUGUGAGUUUGUGAAAAACGCUGAACAAACAGGUGGAGGUGACAGUCCAGAAUGUUACGAGUUGGUUCUGAGACAAGUUCGCACUGAGCUCUCGUGGACUCCUGGCUCUCGUCGUGUCCUCGUGCUGAUCGGCGAUGACAAUCCGCACGAACCAGGAGAAAUUCUCAACAAGGACAAGAUAGACUGGAGAAUGGAAGUCAAGGCUUUGGCACAGGAAGGUGUCACCAUUUAUGGAGUUCAGUGUGGACGUAACACCUAUGCUGAUAAGUUCUACCAAGCCAUUUCACUUGCCACUGGAGGUAGACAUCUCCGGCUAGAAGACCUGGGCAGUUUGUUUGAUACUCUGAUGGCCGUCUGUUAUCGAGAAGGUCAAGACACGGCCAUGCUGGCCAACUACGAGAAGGAGGUCAGAGCACGGCGUGUGGGAGGUGCUCUUGCUGCAGACAUCGACGCCAUCUUUGCCAGUCUUAGAGACGACAACGUGGACAGUUCUGCUCCACUGACAGUAAAAUCAAUAUAUACUUUACCACUCUCAGUAAAUCCAGGGUUUACACUACCCCUGUUUGUAAACCCCGUGACAACAGCACCGCUGUCAGUAAAUCCAGCCACUAAAUUGUCCGUGAAAAGAUCCACAGCAACCACCCGUCAAAGAAGUAUUUCUGCAAAAGCAAAGGCUUCUUUGAAUAAAUUUAAAGCCAGCAAUCUUCCUCUCCUAAAGAGAGAGAACGUUCCCGAGAACAACUUCAGCUUGCGGUCACUCAGCUGGAGCUCCUGGAAACUAGCGAUGGUCAGCGACGACCAUUUUCCCAAAGACAACAUGGACAAGUGGGAGAAACGGGUCGGUCGACCAGGGUAUAGACUCCAGAUGUUAUCGUCAUCCAAAUCUUCUUCCGUUAAAGCAAGCAAACGACUUGCUCUUUUCGAAGUGGCUGUCCAAGGUGGUAGUGCGCACAAGAAGCGGUAUGUUGUGUUGAGCGCUUUCUCUUCCCUCUGUUUAAACACGAACAAUUGGGAGCGUCGACUUCUGGGUGCAGCCAGAUCUCAAGUGGAUUACGCACUGAAAACUGGGUGUCGUAUUUAUGUGAGGUUUUGGCUGGUGACAAAACAGUCCGUUCUCGAAUCGCCAUUGAAAUGUGUCAGAAGGUACGACUAUGCAUGGAAGAGGGUGAGAAAGGGAAGAUCACAACCAAGGAAUGUCGUCAAAGGAUGCACCAUCAUCUCUAACUCUGGAUUUUAA